AUGGCAACAGCGAGCGGCGAGGCUGCAGGCCCACUCGUCCGCUACGCCACAGAGGACGACGUCCCCCUCAUCCUCUCCCUAAUCCACGAGCUCGCCAAAUACGAGAAGGCCACACACGAAGUCAAAGCCACCGAAGCAUCCCUACGCUCCAGCCUCUCCUUCCCCAUCUCCCCAAACCCAUCCACCAACCUCGCCUCCACCUCCUCGCAACCCAAGCAAGAUUUUACGCCCGGCUACGCACGUACCCUCCUCCUAUAUCCCCCACAUACAAACGAAGCAGCAGGCUUUGCCCUCUUCUUCACCUCCUACAGCACCUGGCAAGCCUCGCCCGGAAUCUUCCUCGAAGACCUCUUCGUCCGCCCACAGUACAGAAAACACGGGUAUGGCAAACUAUUGUUUCGGGUGCUAGCGAGGGAGGCACAACGCGUGCAUGUCGAGAGCGGGGGUGCGGGCGUGGCGAGACUGGGGUGGAACGUGCUGAAGUGGAAUGAGCCUAGUAUUGGAUUCUAUACUAGUGAGGCGAUUGGGGCCAAGCCGACGGAUGAGUGGGUUGGUAUGAGGGUCGAGGGUGAGGGGGUGGAGAAGCUUGCGAGGUCGGUGGAGACGAGUGGGACGGAUGGGGGGAGAUGA
Molecule: messenger RNA, 630 nt
Organism: Bacidia gigantensis
Lineage: Eukaryota; Fungi; Ascomycota; Lecanoromycetes; Lecanorales; Ramalinaceae
Exons: 2
Coding region: 1-630 (209 amino acids)
Biological process (GO): protein acetylation
Molecular function (GO): N-acetyltransferase activity
Source: RefSeq, a predicted model, not a curated record